AUGGCCUACGUCGGUGUCGUCAAGGCGCUGUACGACUACGAGGCCCAGAACCCCGACGACGAGCUCUCUUUCAAGGAGGACCAGAUCCUCUAUAUCGUGGAGAAGGGCGACGAUGAUUGGUGGAAGGCCAAGUCUAAGGAUGUGGAGGGCCAGGAGGGUACUCUGGGCCUGAUCCCCUUCACCUACGUCGAGGAGCUCCCGCCAAUGAACCAGACUCGGGCGCUUUACGCAUAUGAGAAGACAUCACCCGAGGAGCUCACGAUGGACGAGGACGCUGUUCUCAUUGUGUACGACGAGGAGGACGACUGGCUGCUCGUGCGCGUCGAGGGCAGCGAGGAGCUGCUGGGCUUCGUCCCCAAGAACUACUGCGAGCCCUUUGACGCCGUCGACGGUGUUGCAGUCCCCGACGCCGCCGACGCCGAGGCAGAGAUUGAGGCUCAGCGUGCCGAGGAAGAGCGUGCACGUGCAGCGGCGCUCCAGCGCGAGCUGCAGCGCAAGGACAAGGUCGAGACUUGGUCCGUUUCCCAGCUCGACGGCAAGAAGAAGAAGAAGGGUACCCUCGGCGUCGGCGGCGGCGCCAUCUUCUUCGCCUCCGAGUCGGACAAGUCUCCCGUCAAGCAGUACCCGAUCACGGACCUGACGCACGUCGAGCAGUCUGGCGCCAAGGUCAUUGUCCUGACCGUCUCGUCCCUCGGUGAGCCCCUCGAGUUCAACACGGGCAGCGCCAAGACGACAAAGGAGAUUCUGGCAAAGCUCGCUACCAGCAAGCAGGCUGCUGGCGAGGCGCUCCAGAUCCAGGCCGACGAGGCUGCAGAGGAGGAAGACUCGGCUGAAGAGGCCGGACCCACCCCUGGCCCGCCCGUCAUGCCUAUCCCGAUCCCCGAGCCCAAACAGGUGCGCUUCUCCGAACCCGAGCCAACCAGCCCCGCCGCCCCGCGCAUGCUCCCUCCUGCACUCAACGGCGGCGCCAGCAAGGCUCCUCGUGUCGAGUCUGCCAACGUCUUGUACGACUUUGAGGCAGACGGCGACGACGAGCUCACCGUCCACGAGGGCGAAGUCCUUACUAUCGUGGACAAGGAGAAUGACGAGUGGUGGCAGGUUCGCAACGCGCAGGGCAAGGAGGGCGUUGUGCCGGCCCAGUACGUCGAGCUGGUUGCCGGUGGCGCAGCUGCAGCUGCCGCCCCCGUUGUCGACCACGCGGCCGCUAGCCGCAAGGCCGAGGCUGAGGCUGCCGCCGCCGCUGCUGCUGUCGAGCAGACUCGUCGGGAGGAGGCUGCCCGCAAGGAAGAGCAGCGUCGAGCAAUCGAGCGCGCAGCCGCAGAGCGUGCCGAGCAAGAGGCCGCCGACCGCCAGCUGGCCGAGGAGAUUGAGGCCGAGGAGUCGGCCAAGCGCCAGCAGCAAGCCCGUCAGCAGGCAGACCACGCCCGUCAGCAGCGCGAAGAGGAGAUUGCGAGGAGGCGCGAGGCAGCACGCAACCAUGCUCCCCCUGCCAUUAGCAAGCGUCCGCCACCGCACGACGUCAAGGAGGCUGCACGCAGCCUGCCCUCUGGCCGCGAGAAGAGUGCCGCUCCUCGUCCGACCGAGAACAACCGCCCCAAGCCCAACCCCCAGCGCACUCGUACAUGGAGCGACCGCACGGGCCAGUUCAAGGUCGACGCCGAGUUCCUGGGCAUGAACGGCGACAAGCUGCGGCUGCACAAGACCAACGGUGUCAUUAUCGAGGUGCCCAUCGGCAAGAUGUCUGGUGACGACGCGCAAUACGUCAAACGCGUGCAGUCGCGCCGCGCCGACCGCGAGAAGCGCCAGAGCACCGUGGACUCGGACGACGUGCCCCUCGGCUGGACACAGCCCCCACGUCGCCCGUCGCAGCAAAUGAGCCAAGAGAGUGCCAGUCGCAGCGCGCCUCCCAAGUCUACUCGCGAGCGCCGCCCUACCUUUGACUGGUUUGCGUUCUUCCUCGAGGCCGGAUGCGCCAUGGACGACUGUACCCGUUACGCAGCCAACUUUGAGCGUGACCGUAUCGACGAGUCGAUUCUCGUCGACCUCGACCCGCCUACAAUGCGCUCGCUUGGUCUGCGUGAGGGCGACGUGAUCCGUGUUCGCAAGCACAUUCAAGUCAAGUAUGACAAAAAGGCGGCGCCCAACACUGCCAACGAUGAGGAGUAUGCCCGCAAGUUGCAGGAGCAGGAGACUGGCGGUAGUGCCACUGCUGCUCCAGGCCUCUUCACCGGUCCCAAUGGCAAGCUCGCCAACAACACCCGCCGCGGACGUCCCGAGCGCCGGGGUACCAUCACCGACACUGUCGACACGGGCGCCAUCGCUGCCGCUGGUGACCAGCUCCGCAAGAUGUCCCUGCAGCCCAUCGAGCCCACUCCGGCACCAAAGGUUGCUACGCCUCCCGUUAGCAUCAGCAUGUCCCCACCUCCCGAGGAGAAGAAGCCCGAGGCCCCCAAGUCUGGCUUUGACGACGACGCUUGGACCAUCAAGCCCGCCGCCAAGCCCGCCUCGCCUGCGCCGCCUCGCGCAACCCCGUCGCCGUCGAUCGCUACGGCGCCAGCAAACGGCACCGACGCGCUCCUCGCUCAGAUCCAGGGCAUGCGUCCUGCUUCCACCGGUCCUGCUCCCGGCGGCGCCGCGUUUGAGGAACUCGCCCGUCCAGGUCCCAUCCCCCAGCGUGCCUCCACCACACCUCAGCCUGCCAUGGCCCCUCCCUCGAGCUACGGUCUCGGUGCAGCAAACACGGCCACGCCCAUGGCCCAGCUGCAGGCCCAGCAGACUGCCGCUCCUCAGAUGAUGGCACCGCCCCAGCCCGACCCGAACGCUCCUCGCGGUCCCCUCGCCCCCCUCCCCGUCAACCAGGGUCUUCUCAACCCCAUGCAGCCCGCCAUGACCGGCAUGUUUGUCCCCACGCAUAACAGCGGGUCCGGAACUCAGUCACCGUUUGGCAACAGCAUGGCUGUCCAGCAGACCGGGUACAUGCAGCCUAUGCAGACGGGCUUCCAGCAGCCCAUGCAGCCGGCGUACACUGGCUUCCCUGGCUACCAGCAGCCGCAGCAGCAGCCACAGCAGCAGACUGCGUUCAACGCCAUCGCCAACAUGCCUCCUCCCCAGGUUCCUCAGCAGACUGGUGCCGGUGGCGGCGGCGGCGACCAAUUCGCCCCGUCCAACAUCUUCAGUGCAAUGAAGCGCACCGACUUUACGAGGUCCGAGGACACCAACCCCCAGUCGUCCAACAAGUACGACGCUCUCCGUCCCCUCACCACCGGUUACAACGGCGCGCCCCAGGUCUACCCACAGGCAACCGGCAUGCCCGGCAUGCAAAUGCAGCCGACGGGCAUGAUGGGCAUGGGCAUGCAGCAGCAGCAGCAGCCCCAGAUGCAGAUGGGCCAGAUGGGCAUGCCCGGCAUGAUGCCCCAGAUGACCGGAUACCCGGGGCAGCAGAUGGGCGGAUACAUGGGCCAAGGGGGCUACGGCUACCAGUAG
This is a messenger RNA of Apiotrichum porosum, 3483 nucleotides long. It is a transcript of the gene SLA1, whose product is annotated as cytoskeletal protein binding protein. Gene Ontology annotation, molecular function: identical protein binding; ubiquitin binding; cytoskeletal protein binding. Lineage: Eukaryota; Fungi; Basidiomycota; Tremellomycetes; Trichosporonales; Trichosporonaceae. The record is from RefSeq and is a predicted model, not a curated record. The transcript is spliced from 5 exons. The coding region runs from base 1 to 3483 and encodes 1160 amino acids.